ACUCCUGCUGAAAUAGCGGCUGCUGCAUUUUUAUUCGUUCUUGUGUAGUUUUUUAUUCAUUUAAAUAAUCAAAACAACUUUGGAGCCAAAUACGUGUUAAUAUUCAGGCCCCAGUUUGGCAUCAAGUGAAUCCCUAGAAGAACCACACGCAUUCUUUUUCAGGUUAGGUUUGCGCCGCUUUGGUUUAUACACAGAUCUCAUAAUGAGUCAAUUGGAACGGUCUUUACUAUUACUGGAUGAGUCUAACAUCCGGUCCAAGUGUGGCCUGCUGCGCGGUAAAGACCGGGAUCUUCGUGGCAGCCCAACUGUAAUGGCGACUGAAGACUUGUCCGUCACCGCAAUGGAUUACGACAUGUCACUUACUGUUGGACCACAGGAUAUUCGGAGCUUCAUGCUAGACCAAUCGCAACGGCAACCAAAUCUAUCUGAAAGUCGCCUCAGCUUCGCCGGCAGUCAGUUUAGCGUGAAUGGUGUAAAUGUGCGUUCCAAAACAGAUGCUCUAUUCGGGCAGUUUUUGGAAGUGCUACAGCGACGAACAAGCGAGUCUGAAGUUUUUGAAACAGUAGACGACUUGAUUGAAACACUAGAUGAGGCUCUCAACGAAAUUGAUAAGUUUGCUUCUCAGGUUGCUAUUGGAAAGGAGAGAAAAUUUGUGGCUGAGGAAUCGUGGUUGACUGUAGAACGCGACACCUGGAAAUUGCUUUUCGCACUUUACAAAGAUCGGCUAAUAGUUCAGAAAGAAGAUAAUGAAAUGGAUGACUUGCCAUUAGUGAACAGUGAACGAGCCAUUAUAGAGCAUUUAUAUGCGUCCAAUGCGAAUCUGAGAGAGUAUCAGCUAAUUGUGGAUUGGUUGGAGCAAACUGCACUUGAGCAAAACAGAAUGCAGAUAGGACAUUUCACGGAUCGAACAAUUGCCUGGGAAAACACACUACACCAACUGCAGAAUGUUGGUCAUACGGCUUUCGGAAGCUCUCGAGAGAUCGUGAAAAGUCUAGAUCCAGACGCACCAGCUCGGGAACAACGUCCUUUGCACGAUUUGGAUGUUGAAGACCAAGCAAGAUUGUCGCGGCAAAUAUUCCAAGAAGUUCGUUUCGGGAGAAUUGAAGAGGCACAGAAUUUGUGCGAGCACUGUGGUCAGCCUUGGCGUGCAGCAAUACUAGAAGGUUGGCGUCUUCACCAUGAUCCUAAUUUCGAACCUUGGACUGGUGCUUCCGCUGGUGGCACAUUGACUACUGGAAUGAAGCAAGCAAUUGAGGGAAAUCCACGGAGAGAUUUGUGGAAAAUGUUCGCCUGGAAAAUGGCACAAAACCUAAAGGUUGAUGAAUAUAGCCGGGCGAUGAUCGGAGCAUUUUGUGGCCACUUAGAUUCGAUGCUUAAUGUACUAGCAGAAUAUAGCUGGGCUGACGUUCUGUGGGCUUACUUGAAGGUUCAAAUUGAUAUCAGAGUUGAAAGUGAAAUUCGGUCCCAUUGCAUAAAAAGUUAUCUUCCAAUGCCUGAGCGUUACUGGAAUAGCAAAAUGUCCUUGGAGCAAAUCUUCGAGGAAUUGGAGGCGCACAAAAAUGUUCGAAUCAAGGCUACAGCUCGCGACGUUGAUCGCGUCAUUCAGAAGUAUCUAAUUUUGGACGACAUUCCGGAGCUUAUGCGUCAGAUUGACGGCUGGCUAUCGGAUGUGACUUUCACAUUAACGACUCAAAUGAUACGCUUUCUGGCUCAUUUAGUUUUAUUUGUGAGGCAAAUCGGUAAGCAGUGCCAGGAGGAUAUCGGCGAUAGAGUUAUCAAACGGUACGUGGAAUGUUUGAUCAAACACGGAGACCCCCAAUUGGUAGCAUUCUAUACGGCCGCAUUACCAGCAGACUUGCAAUUGCUUAUGUACUCUAACUUUUUGGAAACUAUCAGCGAAACCCAACAACGCAAACGCGCUCUAGAAGAGGCGUAUAAUUUUGGUUUGGAUGUGCCAGCAAUUACAAUUUACACCGUUGAAAAAAUAAGAAACCGAGAAGAUGAUUCUGACGAUGUAAAACCCCAGGAAGGUGACAUCACGUUGUUAGAUCAGUCCAAAAUCUCAUCACUGGAGUGGCUUAUUUUCUAUCCUGAUCAGCGGGGAGAGUUACUUUGGCAAACGAACGCGAUGGUGCGAACUUUUCUUGCCAAACGAAACAUUGAAGCUGCUCGUAAAGCAUUCAGUGUCGUCCCGGCGGACACCAUCCAACAGAUUAUCAAUAAUUACGGCUCAAAGGAUGACCUACCCCACCGGGAAGAAUGCAGCAUUAAGGAAUACCUGUGUCAUCAGACCUACCUGGCGGCAAUCGACGGUUACAACGAUUGGGUAGAAUAUUACUACAACAUGAAACCGAAGCCGCCUCAGUUGGUCAAAUCAAGCAACUUUACCGAACGUGUUGCAUCUGAACAUCGCGAACAGUCCUACCGGAUGGAUCUGGAACGCUGGCAUAGCCAGCUGCAGGACCAAACGGUUAUGACACGCGAUUUGUUGUACAACAUUCUACUCUUUCCCGAGAAGGGAUGGCUAAUCGAUCCGGAUUGCACUAACGAGGACCCGGAAGGAUCAAAGGAAGAAGAGUGGCGCCACCGGCGAAUUCAAAUGGAUAAUCUGAGGAAACUUUGCAUACCGGACGUAGUUCUGCUACUGCAUCAGAUUUUUACCCAGUCCGGACGAUUCGCUGAAAGUUUGCAGUUGGCAGACGUUAUUAGUUCGGAACAACGCCAAUUGUACACUGUCUAUUCCAAGCACAAGCUAGCCGAGAUAAUGAGCAGAAUCGCGGAAUCUUCACUAGGGUUGAUGAACGAGAAGCAGGAUCCGUUCGUUGGCGACGAAUUGAAAAAGAAGUAACCGUUAGAAGGCUACUUUUGUCUUUGCAUAUUUUUGUUUUGAAUAAAGCUGGAAUUAGAAAUGA
Molecule: messenger RNA, 2912 nt
Organism: Wyeomyia smithii (pitcher-plant mosquito)
Lineage: Eukaryota; Metazoa; Arthropoda; Insecta; Diptera; Culicidae
Gene: Nup107
Product: nuclear pore complex protein Nup107
Exons: 4
Coding region: 203-2848 (881 amino acids)
Biological process (GO): mRNA export from nucleus; post-transcriptional tethering of RNA polymerase II gene DNA at nuclear periphery; regulation of DNA-templated transcription
Cellular component (GO): nuclear pore; nuclear pore outer ring
Molecular function (GO): structural constituent of nuclear pore
Source: RefSeq, a predicted model, not a curated record